ACUAUAUCUGGGAUUGGCCAAUUUAGUAUGUGCAGUAUAAAAUGUAUUUUAAGUGUACAACUUUUGAAACAUAUGGCUAUUAAACUUUCACAAUUAGAGAUCGGAAUACCGGAGUUUGUGAAUCAGCUGCAUUUCCAACCGUUUGAGUUGACUUCCUUCCUGCCAUGAGGAUGGGAAAUCCCACAAAACGUGCACAAAAUAUCUGUCCAGUUCUAUCACUUGAGGAAUGCAAUAAACAUGCCGGACCAAACACUUAAAACAAAAUCAGGAAUAUAAUGUUUUGUUUUACUUUAGCAAGUCACUUUAAGAAACCCACUGUGACUGUGAAUAUGAGAUAUUACAACUGUGUUUAAUGCAGAUGUUAUAAUUGAAAUGGACCAUGUACGUGUCCUAUCCGGGAAGUUGAAAUGGUAUGUAGACAAAAAUGCUGGAGAAACUCAGCGGGCGAGGCAGCAUCUAUGGAGCGAAAGCAAUCGGCAACGUUUCGGGCGAAACCCUUCUUCAGACAGUUGAAAUUGUAUUUCGGAAUCCAAAAGCUAAACAUAUUUCUUCCGUGUUCUCAAAAUCAUAUCGACUGGAAGUAUUUCUUGUGACAGUAGCCUGGUGAAAGUAUUAAGUAAUUGCACGGAGCUUGAUCCUACUCAUUAACCACGUCAAUGGGUGUAAAUCUAGGUGAUUACCAUCACUUGCACAACGUAUAUAUUGAGCGUACAACCCGCGUUCAUUCACUGAAAUUAAUGUCUUUGCACAACGAUGGUCUGAAAACGCACCGCUAACCCGUGACAAGGAAAAAUAACACGAUCAAAUCGAGGGUCCGUACAAUGAUGUUAGUUUGAGAAUAUCGUUGAGUUGGAAGACACGAUUCCUUGGCGAUGUUUAAUAGCUGGACUGUGCCUACAGCACUCUGUUGAGCCCGGGAAGACUUUCUGACGUCUUUUGCGCAUUUCCUGCAUCAAGGCUAACAGAGGAGGAGGGAAAGCGAGAGAGAGAGGGAGUAGGAAAUCACCGCAGCCACCAACAACAGUCUCAGCAGCUUGGCCCCGCGAGUUGCCAACAGCAGCCAGCAACCAAAAACAACAAAAAAGAAAGCAGGUAGUGGUGAUAAUCAUAUUGCUCUAUGCCCCCUCCUCAUCACUCGGUGUAAUUGUAGUUGUAUAACAAAAACCCUCCAGUUUGUUUCGAUACAAACCCCCCAAAAAAGUCGAUUUCCUGCAUGUAACCCGCUUGUGCAGAGUACAGCCAGCCAGCCGUGUGUGGAUCAGAUCUCGGCGAGCCGAAAGGGGGAAGAGACGGUAUGCGGACCGCUAGAUGAGCAGCACAAGAACAUUGAUUCAUUCCCUUUUAACCUGGACAAUUUGUCGGCGGUUACAAAAAAGUUUGAGACAAUUCUCUCUCCUUUGCCCACUCGCACCCCCCACCUCCUUCCUCCAACCUUCCCUCGCCCUCCCUGAAUCCCAUCCAAGGAUUUGUGUGAGGAGUUUGAAGGGGCCGGAGUUUUUUUUGUUGUUGUUUUUUGCCCUGCCGGGGUCAAGUUGUGCCGCAGCUCCGGCCUCAGAUAAACUAGCCGCCGGAGGGUCGACAGUCUCCCUUCCAUACCAAGGAUAGUUUAUUUUUCUCUUUCUCCCUUUCUCCGCCUUCCCGAGGAAAAGUAGCGGCGGAUCGAGAGCGGGAGGGCAGGCAGGGAGGGAGGGAGGGAGGGAGGCGGCGGCGGAUUCGGACGGCAGGCAGCGCCUGGCGGGCGAGCUCGUCUCCCCGUCCCCUCCCCUCCCCGUCCCCUCCCCCUCUCCGCACAGCGGAGCGAUGGUCGUCUUCAACGGGCUGCUGAAGAUCAGGAUCAGCGAGGCUGUCGACUUGAAGCCCACCCCGUGGUCGCUGAGACACGCAGUGGGUUCCAGGCCCCAGACUUUCCUGCUCGACCCUUACAUCGCGGUCAACGUUGACGACUCUCGGAUCGGCCAGACGGCCACCAAGCAAAAGACCAACAGCCCCGCCUGGAACGAUGAUUUCGUUACCGACGUGUGCAACGGCAGGAAAAUCGAGCUGGCCGUCUUCCACGAUGCGCCCAUCGGUUACGACGAUUUUGUGGCUAACUGUACCAUUCAGUUCGAGGAUCUAUUGCAGAAUGGCAGCAGGCACUUCGAAGACUGGAUAGACCUGGAACCAGAAGGCAGAUUGUACGUUGUCAUAGAUCUCUCAGGAUCAUCGAGUGAAGCACCAAAGGACAAUGCCGAACGUGUGUUUAGAGAACGAAUGCGGCCCAGGAAGAGACAAGGAGCUGUACGGCGGAGGGUCCAUCAGGUCAAUGGACACAAGUUUAUGGCCACCUAUCUUAGACAGCCAACAUAUUGUUCGCAUUGCCGUGACUUUAUUUGGGGAGUGAUAGGUAAACAAGGAUACCAGUGCCAGGUUUGUACUUGUGUGGUGCAUAAACGAUGUCACGAACUUAUCAUAACCAAGUGUGCUGGCUUGAAGAAACAAGAAGCACAGGAUGAGGUGGGCUCUCAACGCUUCAGUGUCAACAUGCCUCACAAGUUUAGCAUUCACAACUUCAAAGUACCCACGUUCUGUGAUCACUGUGGCUCUCUACUCUGGGGUUUAUUGAAACAAGGAUUACAAUGUAAAGUAUGCAAGAUGAAUGUCCACAGACGCUGUGAGUCCAACGUGGCACCAAACUGUGGAGUCGAUGCUCGUGGCAUAGCAAAGGUGCUUGCAGAUCUCGGCGUCACUCCAGAUAAGAUCACAAACAGUGGGCAAAGGAAAAAGAAGUUAAGCACAGGUCCUGAUCCACAACAAUCAGUUCCAGGUUUGGCACCAUCUGAUGAAGAUAGAUCAAAAUCAGCACCAACAUCGCCGUCUGAUCAGGAACUAAAAGAACUUGAAAACAACAUUAGAAAAGCUCUUUCAUUUGAGAAUAGAGGAGAUGAACACAAAGGAGCGGAAGCAGAUCAACAAGUACUAACGCCUGAUGAAAACGGGGAAAAUGGAGAAUUGAAACAGUUCCAGGCCAGGCAGUACAACUUAGAAGAUUUUUCCUUCAUUAAAGUAUUAGGAAAAGGCAGUUUUGGCAAGGUCAUGCUGGCUGAACUGAAAGGUACAGAUGAGGUCUAUGCUGUGAAGGUGCUAAAGAAAGACGUUAUUCUCCAAGAUGAUGAUGUGGACUGCACAAUGACCGAGAAAAGAAUUCUGGCUUUAGCAAGAAGACAUCAUUACUUGACCCAACUCUUCUGUUGCUUCCAGACAAAGGACCGCCUAUUUUUCGUUAUGGAAUACGUAAAUGGAGGCGAUUUAAUGUUUCAAAUCCAACGUUCCCGCAAGUUUGAUGAAGCUCGAUCAAGGUUUUAUGCAGCAGAAGUCACCUCGGCACUGAUGUUCCUUCACCAAAAUGGCGUCAUCUACAGGGAUCUGAAACUGGACAAUAUUUUACUGGAUGCUGAGGGUCAUUGCAAGUUGGCUGAUUUUGGCAUGUGCAAAGAAGGCAUUCUGAAUGGCAUCACAACUACAACUUUCUGUGGCACACCUGAUUAUAUCGCCCCAGAGAUCCUACAGGAGUUAGAGUAUGGCCCAUCGGUGGAUUGGUGGGCUUUGGGAGUCCUAAUGUAUGAGAUGAUGGCUGGACAGCCACCUUUCGAGGCCGACAAUGAAGACGACCUUUUUGAAUCCAUCUUGCAUGACGACGUGCUCUACCCAGUCUGGCUCAGUAAGGAAGCAGUCAGCAUUCUGAAAGCGUUCAUGACGAAAAGCCCAAAUAAACGUCUGGGCUGUGUUACAUCACAAGGUGGGGAAGAGGCAAUUAAACAACACCUAUUUUUCAAGGAAAUUGACUGGGUGCUGUUGGAACAGAAGAAAAUCAAACCCCCUUUUAAACCAAGGAUAAAAACCAAAAGGGAUGUGAACAACUUUGACCAAGACUUCACAUGUGAGGAACCUGUAUUGACGUUGGUGGAUGAUGCUAUUGUUAAGCAAAUAAACCAAGAUGAAUUUAAAGGAUUCUCUUAUUUCGGUGAAGAGUCGAUAGCCUAAGACUUCCUGGUACUGCCAUGACAUCCAAUGGUCUGACAAAUGUAGCAAGUUUUUCGGAUCAAGCUACUUAGUACUGUGUAGUAUCUGUAUUUCCCUGCAGGAAUAUGUGUUUAUAUUUUUAUUUUGUUCCCAUUAAAUUAAUGCACUCCAAGAUUUUAAUUCCUUAAUUUCUAUUUACAGAUAAUUAUUAUUUUGCCCAUACGUUCAGCUCUUCAUUGCAACCGGGCUAUAAGAAGAAACUAGUGUGUGUAAUGCAAACAGUAUUAAAAGUUCUGUACUACUUGUAGUGCUACUGCAGGUUCAUUCAUAUACAGCAGGAAUUUCAGUACAAGGAAGUGGAACAGCUGUGUAUCAACAACAGCACGUGAAGCAAAAUUACGUACCAGAGCUUGAAUUGGAAGUAGAAGCUAAAGGAAAAUCAACCAUUGGCCAGCUUGUCUUGCCGAUCAGUUGAUUAUUCCACCAGUGUGGAGAUUGCUCAGGCAAAGAGAAAAGGUUACAGAGUGGUUUAUUUUAUUACAUUUAUCUUUUUUUGUGGAGAUCUUACACUGUUUUAAAUUGUCACUUAUUUGUGCAAUUUUUAGUGAAUUAGUGUGUUUGAAAUCGCAACAUCAUACAUCUGGAUGCUGCCUAGCCUAGAUGAAUACUCAACCAAGUAGAUUGCGAGUCAGUCAUGAUUGUGUGCUCACCUAGUUGACUACUUAAUUCUUUGGUGACUGCCCUACAGCAUACAGUGUAACAUUUUGCUGUAACUUAGAUCUUGAAAAAUCACAUUGCACUGAAUUGUAGGCUUUAUUUAAAACCAAUGUGCGUCACCAAAACCAGAGUUACCUUGAGUUAUUUGUUAUCGUAGUGUGUUAAUUUGGCACAUUGCACAAAUUCUUGUUUGUACUACUGCCCCUCAUCUGUACUAUAUAUUUUUAAAAUGUGUAUCUUAUUUUUGACUAAGCUAUGAGGGUAUGAAAUAUUGACCAUCAUCCCCAGGCACCAUCGACAACUGAUGAUCAAAUGGCAUAAAAACUGACAAAAUAUAUGAUGAUUUGACUCUUUUUGAGUAAUCCUCUGAAAAUUGUGAUUGUGGUUGAGGAUAUAUAUGAUGGUGUACGCGAAUGCUAACAAGCAGGUCCUUCCUGGUUGUAUAUUAGUUUAAUAUUUCAUGUGUAUAUGAAUGUGACUGAAUGUGUGUAUGCAUGCAUGAGUGUGUGCCCCUAGUGUCACAUAAUUUUACUGGAUUGGUAUCCCAAUCACUGGGACCCACAUUAGCUGAUGCAUCUGGAUUCCCAGAUGUGCUGAAGUACUUGUGAGUCGCAAGGUAGCGCUAAAAGGGGCUCUUUGCUAUUUGUACAGGCAAAAAGUUGUAAAUACUGUUGCAUGUUCAGGCAUAUUAUAUAUAUUAUAUAUAUAGUAUAUAUAUAUUAGUCAUUGAAAUAAAGUAAUUAAUGAUAAUGUCCAUGUGCAAUACUCUGUGUAUUUGUUCAAAUUGCUGUCUAAUUUGAUUAUUUUUUUUGUCCAAUGUCAUAUCCUUGUAUUAAGCUAUACUGGAGUUCUUGAAGUAGAGUGCUUCAAACUGCAUUAAAGGUAUUAUUAAACAGUAAGAUGGAUAUUAUUGCAAACAUUUGCAGUGUUGUUACAAUUGGUCUCUUAAGGCAAGUUUGCUCAGAAUGAAGAUUCGAGUUGAAGGGGCAUUUCUAAUUAUUUAUGGGGCAAGAGACCAUUUCUGUAUGCAGAACUUAAAGGUUGGAACAUUUUUUUUGUAUCCUGUACAUUCCUCAAGCUUCAAUCUACUGUUUUAAGCAUGAGAUUAAUGGUGAUAUUGAUUUAAAGCAGGCCUUGGAUUUAAGCACACUUGUAUUUAGUUUGUACAGUUAAAGGGCAGGUAAGACAGGUAAUCAAGUUGGUUCAAUUAAUGCCAAAGGGCGCUCAAACUUGUUUGGCCAAAGGGCUCUUUCCAUGCCGUAUGACUCUAUGAUUGUGAAACUUUGCAUGGACAGAUAAUCAUUCUCUCAUUAUCAGCUUUUCCUUUACCAUUCAUUAUUGGUUCACAUGCAAAGAAAAUAAAUCUUUAUUCCCUCCUUGCUUAAUUCUAAAACGGUAUUUCUCUUAAAUCUGAAAGCAAGUUCCAAAACUUCCCGAUCUGUAAUUUGAUCAUUUUUGUCCAUCUGCCUACUUCAAUGCAAAAAUAAAGCAACAGUGUUUCUGUCAUAAAUGUUCCUUUCUCAUUCAUCUUCUAUUACAUAGAAGAAACGAAUCGCAUGUCUGCUUUAUGGAGAGUGAUAAAAGUUUUGUCUCCAAAACAAGGCUAAAAAAAUUACCUCUUUUUAAAUUAAGUAAUGUACAGAAUGAGUCUGGCUGAAUCAAAAUGUUUUAAGUUUAGUUGCUAUUUUUUUGUGAUGCUUUGUUUGUACAAAAGUUGUUUUCUUCAUGGAUGUAUUUUAACUCUCCUGCCAUAUGUAGUGUUAUUUCAUUGUAAACCUUGUUAAUGUGUGCCAAAUGUACUAUGUGCAGCAGAAUGUGAAUGUGUAAUAUUUGUUUUAAGACCCAAUAAAAAAGUACAAUGUCAAUGCAAGAUCCAUUAAAUGUCUUUUACUUCUGAAUUACAGAAUUGUAUAUUGAGGUAGAUGAGAACAAGAGUGGAAUUUCAGUCACAAAACCCAUCAAUGUUGAGUUAUGUUCGGUUGAGUUUUCACUCCAUUGAAUGUAUAUUUUUGGCCUGACAGAUGUUGCCCAGAAGUUAACUACCUUUCAAUUGUGUGCAGAGAACACCAGGACAAGCCAAAGGACAGAAUUGGGUUGAUGUCUAAUUCUGGGGAGAGUACAUGGAAAUGGUUUAUUUAUGAGGGAGAGAGAAAAUGUUCCUGUGCCAUUUUCUCCCUGAAACUGUUCAUUUCAACUUUGUGCUUCUCAGUUGCCAGAAGAUGACUGAAUCAUGUGCUCUGGUUAUGAGUAGCAUUCUGAAAUUGGCAAACUUCCUCCAGGAUCUCACCCCUAGAAAAUCCAGAUGCUGCCCGGGUUAGGAUUGUUUCUCAGUUUUCUCCUGUGACUUUCCAGAUUCGCCAACUUGUAAACUGAUGUGCUGCAAGUUCAUUGCUGCUUGAGAUUAGGGUGGUAUGUUCACCUUUAUUGAAGUGGAUCUGAAAUUAGAUAUAGCGAAAACAUAUUAUUGGACAGAGUGGUAGUGUGCUCACACCUAGAGUACAGUGCACAACUUGUUCCCCAAGAAUAUAGUCAUGUUAGAAGAAAUCCAAAAGAGAUUUGCCAGGCACAUUCCUGGCAAAUAAGAAUAUUGUCCUAACAUGGGCAACUAAAGAAGUUGGAUCUGUAUUUCUUUUUGAGUUUUGGAGAAUGAGUAGUGAUCUUUUGAAACAUUAAGAUCAGAGGAGGCCAUGACUGGGUAGUUGUCGAGAUGUUUCUACUAGUGGGAGGUUUUCAAGCAAGGAGACAUAGUUACAAGAUAAGGGGACAAUCAUUUAAAACUGAAUAGGAUAAGAAUUUCUUCUUGCAGUGGAAUUCCCCACACUGAAGAAUGGUGGAGGCUGGAUCAUUGAAGGUAUUUAUAGAGAAGGAGAGUUGAGGACUAUGGCACACAAGAAGUAAUGAGGUUUGUUGGGUGAUUGAAUUCUGCUCCUAUUUUUUCGUGUAUGAAUAAUUUUCUACCAUGCAAAUCUGUUGUCAGUGAUAACUAUAAGAGGUCUGUGCUUUCUUCUC
Leucoraja erinaceus (little skate) is the source of this 7725-nucleotide messenger RNA. Its product is annotated as protein kinase C epsilon type. The transcript has 15 exons. Bases 1801 to 4020 code for a protein of 739 amino acids. Gene Ontology annotation, biological process: protein phosphorylation. Gene Ontology annotation, molecular function: diacylglycerol-dependent serine/threonine kinase activity; ATP binding. NCBI's taxonomy places the organism in Eukaryota, Metazoa, Chordata, Chondrichthyes, Rajiformes, Rajidae. The record is from RefSeq and is a predicted model, not a curated record.